Messenger RNA from Olea europaea var. sylvestris, 1287 nucleotides. RefSeq lists its product as uncharacterized. NCBI's taxonomy places the organism in Eukaryota, Viridiplantae, Streptophyta, Magnoliopsida, Lamiales, Oleaceae. The transcript is spliced from 2 exons. Bases 1 to 1287 code for a protein of 428 amino acids. The record is from RefSeq and is a predicted model, not a curated record.
AUGAUAGAUGCUUCGGCAGGAGGUUCAGUGAUGAAACUUGAUGUGGAUGAGGCAUAUGACCUGUAUGAAAAAAUAGCUGAAAACCAAUCAAUGUGGCCAACUGAUAGGGAAGCUCCACGGAAAACAUCAGGGUUACACAACGUAGAUGUGGUGACAGCACUGGCCGCGCAAAUAGAAGUUCUUACCAUGAAAAUGGACAAUCUAUCUAAGUCAGUCAACAUGGUACACCAAUCGCCACCUGUUUGCGAAGGCUGUGGAGCGGAUCAUGCUAGUACACGCUACCCUUUGGCAUCUACACAUGUUAAUCAAUCCGAAGAAGUAAGCUACGCACAGAACUUUCAGAGACGGCAAAAUAAUCUUUUCUCCAACAUAUUUAAUCCGGGUUGGAAGAACCAUCCAAAUUUUUCAUGGUCCAAUAAUCAAGGACAAGAACAGGGAGGAAGCAAUCAGAAUAAACCACCAGGGUUCCAACAGCAACAACAGCAAGGGAGAAGGCCAUCGUUGGAAGAUUUUCUGGUUGGACAAAUUGCAGCCGCACUAUCAGGUAGAGCUCAAGGGACAUUGCCUAGUAAUACUGAAACAAAUCCUAAGGAGCAGAUCAAAGCAAUCACUACAUGUAGUGGCAUCCAGUUACCAGAAAUACAUGUAAAGAGGCCAGCAACUGUUAUAGAAAAGGCACCUAUCAUGGGCGAGGAGCAAGUAGAUGAAUCAGACAAAGCCUCAGAGGAAAAUCAAGUUGAAUCAUCAGAUAGUCCACAGGUGAAGGCAACUGCUCCUGUCAAAGCAUAUGUUCCUCCUAUCCCAUUUCCACAGAGAUUGCAAAAACAUAAGCUCGACAAGCAAUUCCAGAAAUUUUUGGAUGUGUUUAAGAAGCUGCAUAUUAACAUACCAUUUGCUGAAGCUUUAGCCCAAAUGCCCAACUAUGCCAAGUUCAUGAAGGAUAUUCUAUCAAAUAAGAGGAAGCUGGAAGACAAUGAAAUAGUCAUGAUUACUGAGGAGUGUAGCGCAAUUCUCCAGUACAAAUUACCACCGAAACUAAAAGACCCAAGGAGUUUUACUAUUCCUUGUCACAUUGGUAAUUUGUAUAUAGAUAAGGUUGGCAAGUUUAUCUUCCCAGCAGACUUCAUUAUUCUGGAUAUGGAAGAAGAUAGAGACGUCCCCCUCAUAUUGGGUCGUCCAUUUUUGGCCAUGAGAAGAGUUCUGAUAGAUGUGCAAAAGGGUCAGUUGAUAUUGAGGUUAAAUGAAGAAGAACUGAUAAUCAAUGUGUUUCGGGCUUUCAGAUUUUAG